This is a messenger RNA of Myxocyprinus asiaticus (Chinese sucker), 5549 nucleotides long. RefSeq names its product sema domain, immunoglobulin domain (Ig), short basic domain, secreted, (semaphorin) 3H (gene sema3h). The coding region runs from base 402 to 2717 and encodes 771 amino acids. The transcript has 17 exons. Gene Ontology annotation, molecular function: semaphorin receptor binding; chemorepellent activity; neuropilin binding. Gene Ontology annotation, biological process: motor neuron axon guidance; negative regulation of axon extension involved in axon guidance; negative chemotaxis. The record is from RefSeq and is a predicted model, not a curated record. Lineage: Eukaryota; Metazoa; Chordata; Actinopteri; Cypriniformes; Catostomidae.
GAAAAUACUAAAGGAGGGAAGGGAGAGAGAGAGAAAAAUCAUAACACAAAGAGUUAAAGAUGAGAUGCAGAGGGCAAGACAAUAAGUGAGUGCAUACAACAGAGAGCAGAGGAGAGGUAGCAAACAGAUAGAGACAUACUUGUAAGAGAGUGAAAUUCAGCCAGCAAUAGUGUAAACUGAGGAGAAGACAGAAGAAGAGGAAUAGUGCAGCAAGAGAAGAGGGGAUUCUGCAGCAAGAUUGAAGCAGGAUUAUAUUACACUGCACUGCACUGUGCAGACCACACACAUAAACACGCACACACUUGUGCAGAGGUGUUUGAUGCAGACAUCAGGUAGACAGCAUUUGUCAGUGUGUUAUUUCUGAGCAGAGGAGGAAGAGAGAGCGGGUGUGUGUUUACUCCAUGGCAAACGGUGUGUGCCAGAGUUGCAAAGUGUGUUCGACAGUCAUGAGGAGGAUGCUGUCCCUCUUCUGCUUGCUUUCACUGGUGACACGUUUAACAGAAGCAUGGAGACCAUCACAGCCACGACUGCAAUUUCAAAACUCAGAGCUGGUGCGUAGUGGCAGGCUCCUGUCUCUCUCUUUGCCUGCUGGUGAUCUGAACUCUCUGCUGCCAGAUGAAGAUGGUCGUCGCCUUUACAUUGGUAUGAAGAACCAUCUGCUCUCCACCAGUCUGGAUGACAUUACUCAAACACCCCACAAGAUAUAUUGGCCUGCAAAUCCAGAUCACAUCCAGGACUGUUUAAUGGCUGGGAAAGACCUGCAGAUGGAUUGUGCUAACUUCUUGCGGGUGUUGGAGCGGUUUAACCAAACACACCUGUAUGCGUGUGGGACUGGAGCAUUUAACCCUCGCUGUGCCUUCAUCCCCAUCAGCCUCUUUCAUAGGGCUGAAAAACAAUCCCUGAGGUAUGAAGACACUGAAUCAGGAAAGGGAAAAUGUCCUUAUAACCCUCACCAGAGAACGGCUACUUCCAUCGUAGAUGGGGAGCUAUAUGCUGGGAUCUCAACUGACUUUCUAAGUCAUGAUACAGCAUUCUUUCGUAGUCUGGGAGAGCGACAUGUAAUUCGCACUGAACAGUAUGACUCUACCUGGCUGCAAGGCGCUGAUUUUGUGCAUGUCGCAGCGAUGUCAGAGAGUGAUAAUGAGGAGGACGAUAAGGUGUACGUGUUCUUCACUGAGCGUGCUCAGGAGGCAGAAGGGGCAGCUGGGAAGGUCCUCUAUUCUAGAGUAGCCCGCGUCUGUAAGAAUGAUAUUGGUGGUCAGCGUAGUUUGGUAAAUAAAUGGAGCACUUUUCAGAAAGCUCGUAUUGUUUGCUCUGUACCAGGACCUGACGGAAUUCAGACACACUUCGAUAAACUGCAGGAUGUUUUCAUUCAGCGUGUAAAGGACAAAAAGAACCCCCUCAUCUAUGGGCUCUUCACCACUACGAGCAAUGUCCUGAAUGGAUCUGCUGUGUGUGUGUACCGGAUGCAGGACAUUAUUCAUGCUUUUAAAGGAAACUUCCUUCACAGUGAGGGACAACAGUACAAGUGGACAGAGUAUACAGGCAGAGUGCCCUAUCCAAGACCUGGCACAUGUCCCAGCAGCACUUAUGGAGGUUUCCAAUCCACAAGAGAAUAUCCUGAUGAUGUCAUCUUCUUUAGCCGUACACAUCCUUUAAUGCAGGAGGUGGUACAUCCUCUUGGGCGCCAACCGUUGCUCAUCAGAGUGGGAGUGCCUUAUAUGCUGACCCGCCUCCUUGUGGACAGAGUGGAGGCGGUAGACGGACAAUAUGAUGUGUUGUUCAUUGGCACAGACACUGGCCUGGUGCUGAAAGCAAUUCACCUCCCUAAAGCCAACGGACAGAAUCAGGAGGUUACUCUCGAACAGCUUCAGGUGUUUAAGCACAAGUCACCGAUCACUGCUAUGACGCUUUCCAAGAAAAAGCAGUGGUUAUUUGCUGGAUCUGUAGAAGGUGUGGUUCAGUUGGGUCUGUUCCACUGUGAUCUGUAUGGCCAGGCCUGCGCUGAGUGCUGUCUCGCUAGAGACCCAUACUGCACUUGGGAUGGGCACUCUUGCAGCCCAUAUAUGCCAACUGCACGCAGGAGAAACAUUCGUCAGGUUAAUGAUGAUGGCAACCCGCUGAACCAGUGUGUCAGACAGGGAGCUGGUCUUCAAGUGGAGGCAGUGGAGAAGAUACUGGUUGUUGCUGUGGGUAACAGCACCUAUCUGGAGUGUCUACCCAAAUCUCACCAUGCCACCGUCACCUGGUAUAAAGACAUAGGAGAAAACAGCCUGGAACAACAUAAGGUCGUAUCUGGAGACCAGCUGGUUAUAAUCGACAGGGGCAUCCUAAUUCCCAGGGCGCAGCUCAAUCAUGGAGGCGUUUAUCACUGUCAGCUAGAAGAGCAUAGGUUCCGCUGGACAGCCGUUACUAUUCACUUAAUUGUGUGGAGCCCCGCCCUGCACCCCACCCAUGGCUCCACCCAGCCAUGGUAUCAGGAUGUGAUGGCACUGAUUAACCAUGGCAAACUGGAGCGACACUGCAAAGAACACAGCCAACGUCAGAACAACAAGGAAUCAGGGAACCACAAGCAUAACAAACAAGACAGAAAGAGAGGAGACCGAAGCAAACACAGAGGAGGAGGAGAGAGAGGGGGAGAGAAGGAGAAAGGGAGGGGGCGAAAGAACCGAAGCAGAAUGCAGAGCUCAGCACAGAGGGUGCCGAGGAGUGCAUAGACACAAUCACAGGUGUUUACAUCAGCAGGUUCACCACAUAAACACAACAAAACAUGCAAUAUACAAUAUAUACAUGGUACGUUGAUUACAGUACUUGACAUCUUGUUAGCACAUUAUCUUGAUCAUGAAGGACUGUUGCUCACUAAGAAUGUGUCCAAUGGGAAGGCUGAUCUGGAAGGGGUGGGGUCAAGAGAGGAAUAACUAUUUAAUUCAUUAUUUGAGGACUGUGGUACGCAGAUCUGACAUAUCUCCUAAAGUAAUGGAGUGUCCCAAAUUAUACUCUGCUGAAGAAAAGGCAAAUCUUCCAAAGCUAGGGAGCAUCUUAAAAAGUUCUUUGUUUUAAAAAGACUGCAGUGUUGAUAGCACUUUUUUCUGUAUUGCGCAGCAUCUGCACUAAAUACUGUAUGUAUUGCCUUGAACCAUUGUGUUCUUAUUUAUCUGUCUGGUAUUUAUUUUCUUUGUGAUAUAUUUUCUUGCAUUUAAUUUUUUUUUAUAAGGUGUAAUUCUCUCUCUGCCUUCAUUAAUGAAGCUUGUGCUUUUCAUUCAUUCAUUCUGCAGAAAGAACACUGGGUUUAGAGAGAUUUAAAUUCAUCAAACGCAAAAUUAUAUAUAGUGACCCCAAAAAGUAUUUGGAUGCUUAAAGGGAUAGUUAACUUAAAAAUGAAAAUUCUUUCAUCGUUUAUCCACCCUUAAGCCAACCCAGAUGUGUGACUUUCUUUCCUCUGCAGAACACAAACGAAAAGUUUUAAAAGAAUAUCUCAGAUCUGUUGGUCCUCACAAUGCAUGUGAAUGGUGACCAGAACAUUGAAGGUCCGAAAAGCACAUAAAGGUAGCAUAAAAGUAAUCCAUAAGACUCCAGUGGUUUAAUCUAUAUCGUUAGAAGUGAAAUGAUAAGUGUGGGUGAGAAACAGAUCAUUUUAAAGUCCUUUUUUACUCUAAAUCUCUACUUUCACUUUCAAAAUGUGAAAGCGAAACUGGAGAUUUAUUGUAAAAAAAAAAACAAAAGGACUUAAAUAUUCAUCUGUUUCUUCAUUUGUGUUCUACAGAAGAGUCAUACGCAUCUGGUAUGGCAUGAGGGUGAGUAAAUGAUGUGAGAAUUUUCCUUUUUGGGUGAACUAUCCCUUUAAGUCACACUUAAAAUGUUUUAAAUUUAUUUCAGUGGAUAACAAAAGAUCAAACCAAGUUGGAUUUACAAACAAAUCUCACAACCACCUUCAUGUUUCUAUGCUCUUAUUCCAAUUACUUUUAACCAACUGGUCUUAAGGUAAUUUGUAGUGAAUAUACUGUAUGAAGUCAUAAAGGUGUAGUUGUACUACCGUGUGACAACUUUAAAGUGUCCAAAUACUUUUUGUCUUAACUUUGAGCAAUAUAUCUAUUGUUUUAUCAUUUCAAACCUAACAAAUGUUUUUUUUUAAUGUUUUGUCUGAAAGGUGUGCUAUCUUUUUUUUUUUUUUUUUCUUUUUUUUUAAUGCCACAUAGUUUGAUAUUUUGUUAUAAAAUACAAAUACAUUCAUACAUUUUUAAGUGCCUAAAGUGUCCAAAUACUUUUAGGGCCACUAUUUAGUUCAAUCUUUCUUCUGUUCCUACUACAGCAGCUCAUAAAAAGGUGAAAUCACAGUUCUAUGAUUCUGUAUGAUUACAAAUAGGUGUGUUUCUCUGUGGAAGGGUGGAGGCACAAAGGGUGUGUUUAAUAUAACUGGACUGAAAUGCAAGGGCAUGCCCUUUCUCCUGCACAUGAACACAUGCCUGCCAAGAGGUUUGGCACCCACCUUAAAGUGCCUCCAUUGAAAAAGGAUGGAAAAAAGAAAAUGACAGAAAAAAAAAGAAAAAAGGAUGGAAGAAGGGUUAUGAGUUUUAAAGUGCAGUACAAACGGAGAGAAAAAAGGAGAAAAAUGCGGUCAGACUCGCACCACAUGAGAGAGACAGAACCAGUGAUCUGUGUGUGUGUGUUCGUGUUCAAGCUGCUCAAAUGGCCUGCGACUGGUUAAAUGAAACUCAAAUGUUGUUAACAUUCAUAAAAGAAACAUUUAAAAUGUAAAAUAGAUGUUUCAUACUUGUCUGUGUUUUUCAUAUGAAGAGGCAUAUCCUGCCAUUAGUGAUUUAAACCUUGUCAGUCAUGUGUGCUACAGUUUUUUGCACCUUUGUUCUUCUUGUAACUGUAAAUCUGAUUUUCAUGAUUAGAUUUGAACCUUGAAUAAAGUGUUUUGGAAGGCUCUUAUGAGAGUGAGAGAAAAUGAACAGAACCGAAUAUUGCACCCCCUUAUGUAUUACUUUGUUAUAAUGUCAGCUUAUUUAAUAUAUCACUUAAUGUAAUACCAGAAAAACAUGAAUGCAUUUGUUUUAUACAAGAUUCUAACAGGAGAUGAAAUAACUCAAAGAUGACUGUAAUGGGAGAAUGAUCAUUGUUUUUAUCAUAGCUGAUAAGUUUCAUACAAUAUAAACACUACAGAAACCUUCUCACAUGCACAAACACAGUAGAUCAUAUACACAUGUAGGUUGAGUCUUGUGUGGUGCUGGAAUUUUCUCUUUCUCUGGUUGCUGUGUGACAAGCAUUUGAAUGCCAUGAGCAGAUUAAUUUAUAUUGCAUCCUCCUAACAAAUGACAGGACACUGGGAAAUUGACAAGGUGGGUUGCCUUGGAUACAGCUGGCCCUUAAAACACUCACAACUGAAUACCAAAUAGACUUUGUGAGCCUAUAUGAGAGUAAAUGUGAGCAGUGAUGCAAAUAAAGGAGUGAGGGGGGAGACUGAGGCAGAAACAUAAGGAAAGUGAGAAAGAUAAAAAAAAAAAUAAAAAAAAAUACACCAAUCUCUGUUAAGGAAGAUUAAGGAA